AUGGCCGACGCUAAGCUGAAGAUUGAGAUUUUGAAAUUCGCAAGCAGAGACGGAGCUUACCACCGAUUACCAUCUGUAUUCCGCAACUUCAUUGGGAAUACCCCCAGUGACAAGUUCAAGCCUCAAGCAGGUAGAUAUCAUCUUUAUGUAUCGUUUGCAUGUCCCUGGGCUCAUCGGACAUUGAUUGCUCGGAAAUUGAAGGGAUUGAGCGAUAUCAUUGAUGUGAGUGUUGUUCAUUGGCUCAUGGACGAGCGGGGGUGGAGGUUUCUGACUGCUGAAGAACAAAAGAAACUUGAAGGACCUGGAGACUUGAAGUAUGGAACGGUUGAUCAUGUUUACGGUGUUGAGAGAAUCAAAGAUUUAUAUUUCAAGGCUAAUCCUGACUAUGAAGGUAGAUUCACCGUGCCUGUAUUAUGGGAUAAACAUGAACAAACUAUUGUUAAUAAUGAAAGCAGUGAAAUCUUACGUAUUUUCAAUACUGGUUUCAAUUCCAUAUUGCCCAGUGAAUAUGGUGCUGUUGAUAUAUACCCUGAGGAUUUACAAAAGGAUAUCGAUGAGAUCAACUCUUGGAUUUACGAUAAUAUCAACAACGGGGUGUACAAAUCUGGGUUUGCCACAUCUCAAGAAGUUUAUGACAAGGAAGUGGUUAACGUGUUUGAGAACUUGGAUAGGGUUGAAGCCAUUCUUAAGCAAAACCAUGAAGUUGGGAAACAGUUCCUUUUGGGCAACCAAUUGACUGAGGCCGAUAUUCGGUUAUACACCACGAUUGUGCGUUUUGAUUGUGUUUAUCAUCAACAUUUCAAAUGUAACAUUCGAAUGGUCAGACAUGACUAUCCUCAUUUACAUUACUGGUUGAGAUUAUUAUACUGGAAGAUUCCUGGGUUCAAAGAGACCACUGAUUUCGAUCAUAUUAAGUUCCAUUAUACAAAGAGUCACAUUGCAAUUAAUCCUAAUCGGAUCACACCUGUUGGACCAAUUCCUAACAUUAUGCCAUUAGGAGCUGAUGAGAAGUUGUAG
This is a messenger RNA of Lizanozyma spartinae, 1017 nucleotides long. It is a transcript of the gene ECM4, whose product is annotated as omega-class glutathione transferase. The transcript has a single exon. Bases 1 to 1017 code for a protein of 338 amino acids. Gene Ontology annotation, cellular component: cytoplasm. Gene Ontology annotation, molecular function: glutathione transferase activity. Lineage: Eukaryota; Fungi; Ascomycota; Pichiomycetes; Serinales; Debaryomycetaceae. The record is from RefSeq and is a predicted model, not a curated record.